AUGGCUGCCGGUACUACAGCCAACGGUCGCUCAAAUAGAGCUAGUGCCUCCAAGAAAGAACUCAACACCCUAGUGGUGACUUUGAAGCUGUCUCCAGACCUGUUACAGCGAUUUAUCACCAAGCCUCUCGACACAAAGACUUCCAGCAAAACCAAUCCCGUCAAGAGUCAGGAACGCUCGUCGCCUGCCUCGUCCACCGGAAUCCCUGCGGUCCGACCUUCCUCGGCUGAUAAUGCAUCUGAUUUGGAUACGACCUCGACUCCAGCCACCGGGGCAAAUUCCAGCGAUACCCCACGACGGAAGGGAGUUCCUGGCCCGAAACCCGGAAACAAACGAACAAAUGCUCAGACAGAAUCAUCUACUCCUCGAUCAAGGGGCAGACCCGGCCCCAAGAAGAAAACUCGAUUGGAGGAGGGUGCUGAAGUCGUCCCGAAAGUGUCAGCUGCCCACCGACUUGGACCCAAGGCCAACACCGGUGCCAUCAAUGCUGGUCUACGUGCUUUAGAUCGAACAGGCGCCCCAUGUCGUAAAUGGGAACGUCAGUCUCUCAAACUACGCAGCUUCACCGGCGUUGCCUGGAAGCUGCCAUCUUGGCGCACUCCUAGCCUAGUCAUUGUUGGAUCUGACGAAGCUAAGGGUGCCGUUGCCCUUGAGAGCAUUGAUAGUGAUAAUAAGCACACACUGGCUCCACCUGGCACUGAAACUCUCAACGGCAGCAGUGCUGUUCCAAGCGAGAAGAGUAAUUCCGGUGGGGAUAUCACCCCAGCCCCGUCCCACAUGGUCGAGGCCUCUUCGCCAGCUGUUACUAUGGUCGCUUAA
Penicillium taxi is the source of this 819-nucleotide messenger RNA. RefSeq lists its product as uncharacterized. Lineage: Eukaryota; Fungi; Ascomycota; Eurotiomycetes; Eurotiales; Aspergillaceae. Gene Ontology annotation, biological process: chromatin remodeling. The coding region runs from base 1 to 819 and encodes 272 amino acids. The transcript has 2 exons. Gene Ontology annotation, cellular component: Ino80 complex. The record is from RefSeq and is a predicted model, not a curated record.